Messenger RNA from Eimeria tenella, 651 nucleotides. RefSeq lists its product as uncharacterized. The record is from RefSeq and is a predicted model, not a curated record. The coding region runs from base 1 to 651 and encodes 216 amino acids. The transcript has 2 exons. Lineage: Eukaryota; Apicomplexa; Conoidasida; Eucoccidiorida; Eimeriidae.
AUGGCGAGCUCUUUUGCUCCCUCUCUUGCUGUUCCGUCCCUUUGCUGGGGCCCCUCGGCAUCUGCAACAUUUGAUGAUUCGAAAGUCCCGCAGCGGAUGCAGCAGCAGCAGCAGCUGCAGCAGCAGCAGCAGCUGCAGCAGCAGCAGCAGCUGCAGCAGCAGCAGCAGCUGCAGCAGCAGCAGCAGCUGCAGCAGCAGCAGCUGAGGCGAAGGAGCUCGGGAGAACUGCAAAAUCGAGGAGAGUGGGUUACGGGCGGAAGAAGCAGCAGCAGCACUUUACCAGAGACUGCAGCAGAUGCAGCACCAGCAGCAGCAAAGGCUCCAGGAAGCUCGUGGCCUCCUCCGCAGCAGCUGCAGCAGCCGGAAGAGCUACAGCAGCCGCAGCAGCAGCAGCGAGAAGCAGCAGCAGCAGCGGAGCCAAUUGAAGCAGUCGCGUCGCCCUCCUCUUCCUUAGACACAAGCCGCAGUUGUUCGUCUUACGGCUCUAGUCUUUCCUCCUACCGGUCCCCCUCAGCAGCAGCAGCAGCAGCAGCAGCAGCAGGGCGGAACCGGCGGCCCUCUUUCGUGCCGUGCAUUUCAACAGCAAAGGCAGGAGCUGGCUCCUGGAUGGGGGGCCACAAAGACCCCUCAGAGUAUCCUGUGGGCAACUGA